Molecule: messenger RNA, 1793 nt
Organism: Ciona intestinalis (vase tunicate)
Lineage: Eukaryota; Metazoa; Chordata; Ascidiacea; Phlebobranchia; Cionidae
Source: RefSeq
GUAAUUUCGUUGUUCGAAGCGUUGAGUUAAGAGUUGUAGAUUACCAUUUUAGUUGAUUUGUUAUGCUUUUAACCAGUUAUAGUUCAUUUCGUCAAAAUGUCUAAUAAAGCACCAUGCUACAAGUUGGAAAAACAAAAUGUUGAUUUUGGCGAUCGUAUUGACUCUGGUUUCGACUCAAUUACCUCAAGAGAAGAAGAAAGAUUUGACAGCGGAAAUGUUUCCUACACUUUACCAACCACUACAACACAUCUACCGACAUCAAAACCAAGCAAUGAUAAAGAAUUAGUGGAUAACAUAAGACCAAUGGCCAAGGAGAUGUACGCAACAGAAGAGUAUGUGGAUUCGGGAUUUGGAAGUGCGAGUAUGACGGACGAAGAACGAGAAAAGUUUAUCAUCACCUUACGAAACCCAGAGCAAAAACCUAAAGAUGUACUGGAUGAAAUGAGUGAGAGCUUGCAUUGCUUUUUACCUGAUGAAGAUGGAGAUACAUUCCUACAAAUGGCGAUUAUUCAUGAGAAAAUAGAUCUUGCUUUUGAUGUCAUUCAAUCCUGUACUAGACCUGCUCUUCUUAAUGUGGAAAACAGCAACAUGCAGACGGCACUGCACUUGGCAGUGCUAACAGACCAACCAGAAAUCACAAGAUGCCUUGUUGCUUAUGGUGCAAAUGUCAGUUGUGUUGACAAAAAGGGAAACACUCCACUACACAUUGCUUCAGAAAUGGGUUUCCCACUACAAGUAGAAAUGUUGACAACUCCUCUGGACCCACUGGAAGACCCUGGAUUACAAACCAAUAGCAUUCCAGAGAAUGUUGACGUUCUUAACUAUUCUGGAUUGGCUGCAAUACACCUGGCAGCAAGGAACAACAGAGAAAGUGUCAUUAGGAAACUAGUGAAAGUUCCAGGAUGCAACAUCAACAUUGAAGACUCAAAGUCCGGAAGAACAGCGCUCCACCACGCCAUCGAGUGUCGAAGCAAGGAUGCUAUGAAGAUUCUUCUGAAACGAGGAAUACAAGUGAAUGCUCUCAGCUUCGAUGAUUGCUCCGCUCUACACAUGGCUGUUUCAAAAGGAAUGAGGUCUGAGGUUAACACCCUGAUUCACCACAAAGCAGACAUGCAUUUGGUUACAAGAGACGACAAUGACGUGUUUGAUCUGGCAGGACGAAACCACCAAAUGUUGCGGCAGCUUUAUACACACCAAAAACUAAAGCACUAAAAACUGUGCCUACAACUGUCUACAGAGGGUAAAAAAAUGUACUUGUAUAUAACUCAUCUUUUUUCUCUUUAAAUAUGUUCAUUUCUUUCUUGGUUUUAAUUUGGCCAUUCCAAAAGUGAAGCAUACAAAUUGUGGCCAGAUACACAGCAAGAACUGUUAUCUAAGUUCAUCUAACCAUGCUUUCUAACAACUAAAUCUUGUUUUAAUAUUGCUGCGUUUGUAUUGUUUGCAUGUAAAAAAUGCAGGCCAGUUUUUCUACCUUUUGCUUUGUUGUUUCACUAGUAUGGAUAAGAGCUAAAUUAUUGUUAAAACAUUGCUUAUACAUAGAUUUUAUUGUUCUUACUCAUGAUACAACAAGACCUUGAACAAUCUGUAGUAGGGCAUUAGAUGUACCAUUUAUUAGACUCUGAAGUUCCAUUGUGAAAUACAUUUGCAGUUUAUUCAAAUAUUUGCUUUACAUUUUACAGUUAACUAUAUGAAAUGUGAAUUUACUGAACUUUUAACUUAAAUAUUUCGUGGUUAAAUAAAAUUUAUGCUGAAAAGUUCUUCUUUGUAUAUUAAUUGUAUAUCUUCGCAUUUCA